AUGUCUGGUGGCUCCGCUGAUUACAACAGAGAACAUGGCGGCCCUGAGGGAAUGGACCCCGAUGGUGUCAUCGAGAGCAACUGGAAUGAAAUUGUUGAUAACUUUGAUGAUAUGAAUUUAAAAGAAUCCCUUCUCCGGGGUAUCUAUGCUUAUGGUUUCGAGAAGCCUUCAGCUAUUCAGCAGAGAGCUAUUAUCCCCUGCAUUAAAGGGUAUGAUGUGAUUGCUCAAGCUCAGUCAGGUACUGGCAAGACAGCCACAUUUGCUAUUUCCAUCCUGCAACAGUUGGAGAUUGAGUUCAAGGAGACCCAAGCACUAGUAUUGGCCCCCACCAGAGAACUGGCUCAACAGAUCCAAAAGGUAAUUCUGGCUCUUGGAGAUUAUAUGGGAGCAACUUGUCAUGCCUGCAUUGGUGGAACCAAUGUUCGAAAUGAAAUGCAAGAAUGGAAAUUGGAUACACUUUGUGACCUGUAUGAGACACUGACGAUUACACAGGCUGUUAUCUUUCUCAAUACAAGGCGCAAGGUGGACUGGCUAACUGAGAAAAUGCAUGCUAGGGACUUUACAGUUUCUGCACUGCAUGGUGACAUGGACCAGAAGGAAAGAGAUGUGAUCAUGAGGGAAUUCCGAUCAGGGUCAAGCAGGGUUCUGAUCACCACUGACUUGUUGGCACGUGGGAUUGAUGUUCAACAAGUAUCUUUGGUUAUAAAUUAUGACCUACCUACCAAUCGUGAAAACUAUAUUCACAGAAUUGGCAGAGGGGGUCGAUUUGGGAGAAAAGGUGUGGCUAUUAACUUUGUUACUGAAGAAGACAAGCGGAUUCUUCGUGACAUUGAGACUUUCUACAAUACAACAGUGGAGGAGAUGCCAAUGAAUGUGGCUGACCUUAUUUAA
Elephantulus edwardii (Cape elephant shrew) is the source of this 891-nucleotide messenger RNA. It is a transcript of the gene EIF4A2, whose product is annotated as eukaryotic translation initiation factor 4A2. The transcript has 9 exons. Bases 1 to 891 code for a protein of 296 amino acids. Gene Ontology annotation, cellular component: cytoplasmic stress granule. Gene Ontology annotation, molecular function: ATP binding; translation initiation factor activity; RNA helicase activity. Gene Ontology annotation, biological process: cytoplasmic translational initiation. NCBI's taxonomy places the organism in Eukaryota, Metazoa, Chordata, Mammalia, Macroscelidea, Macroscelididae. The record is from RefSeq and is a predicted model, not a curated record.